Chiloscyllium plagiosum (whitespotted bambooshark) is the source of this 1238-nucleotide messenger RNA. RefSeq lists its product as uncharacterized. Gene Ontology annotation, cellular component: cytoplasm. Gene Ontology annotation, molecular function: aralkylamine N-acetyltransferase activity. Lineage: Eukaryota; Metazoa; Chordata; Chondrichthyes; Orectolobiformes; Hemiscylliidae. The record is from RefSeq and is a predicted model, not a curated record.
CAGCCCAGUCCCCGGGGAAGGUGACUUUGAGGAAGUGGGCAUUGCGAGCUGGUGGGAGGCUGCAGCGGGAUGCAGGGAGCAGCGGGGGAGCUGAGGACCCUCUCGGACGGCGAUGUGGCCGCAGCCUGGGCUCUGGAGACGGCGGGUUACCCCCCGGAGGAGGCAGCCAGCCUGGCGAAGCUGCAGUACCGGCAGAGGGAGGCUGGCGAGCUGUUCUUGGGGCAUUUUGUUGACGACCAGUUGAUCGGGUUUGUCUGUGGGACCCGCUCGCUUGAGGAUCACCUGACAGAGGAGUCCAUGGACGUCCACGAACCCACGGGGACCACCAUCUGCAUUCACUCUGUGUGUGUCGACGGUGCGUGGCGGCGCCGAGGGGUGGCCCUGGGCUUGCUUCGCGGUUACGUGGCACGUGCUGCACUCACCCUGCCCCCUCCCAGGAGGAUCUGCCUCCUCAGCCACCAGCAGUUGCUGCCCCUCUACACUAAGGCCGGCUUCACGAUGCUUGGCCUUUCCUCUGUCAGCCAUGGGCCCGAAGCCUGGUAUGAGUGCGCCAUCGAGCUGGGCACAUGAUACCAUCCUCACGGACCGGUGACUGACAGCUGCGAAUCUGCACCCCCCCCCUCUCCCCGCUGUGCUAAACCACAACGUUUGGGGGGGGGGGGGGGGGGGGGACUAGCUGCUCUAGUCUUGACACAACUCAUCCCCCUUCCCCAUCCUGCAGCUACAUGCCUCAGGCAGUGGCCAUUCAACCACAAAAGGCACCAUUCUGGCCCCCCGCUGCGUGGGGCUGAGGAUUGGUUGGGGGGGGGGGGGGGGUUACCUUUUCUGUGUUUGUUCCUAAUACCCCCCUCCACCGAUCACCGAGCUCAGAGGCAAACGCGCACCGUUUCUGGAGACCGAAUGGAGGCAUGUGCGAAAUGCGAUGCAAACUAUAGUCGAAUAGUUCAUCAGUGCUCCGCUGCCAGGACAAUCAAUCAAGAAUGGCUAUUGGAGUGAGGCACCAGGAGGCGAUCAGAACCUACACAAUGUUCCCUUCAAGAGAAGGUGAGGUUUCACCUUUAAGCAGACCAGGAUCACAGAAUAGUUCUGGUGCAGGAGGCCAUUCAGCCCAGUGUGCCUUUAUCCCCAUAUUCCUAUGCACCAUCACUGUCCAGCUAACAAAGGAUACACAGGGUGUUACAAUCAGAUCAGGAGUUCAGUGAACCAUUGAGACUUGCUAACUGUUUGGAAUGUUAAAG